UUUUUUUUUUUACCUUAUCACACUCAUAUCUUUUCAAUGCCUUUACACAUUGCUAUUAGAAUAGUUCUAAUUUGUAUGACUAAUUACACGUCAAACGACCUUUUAGUAACCCUUUUUUUUUAUCAAAAAGAAAUAAUUUUUUAUCCAGAUAAAAAUGCCAGAGUAAAGAAUUAUAACAAAUAUGUAGUUUUAUUGAGGAUGUAGGGUAAGGAGAGAGAGGCUAAUAUAUUAUGAUCAUUUUUGUAUUAGUUUUUUAUUCUUAAAGGAUGAUGUAGAAGUUAUUUUAAAUUAAAAAAAUUAACAUUUAGUUACGGUCUUGUUAGUAAUUUCUUGAAUCAUAUAAAG
Messenger RNA from Cokeromyces recurvatus, 345 nucleotides. RefSeq lists its product as uncharacterized. The record is from RefSeq and is a predicted model, not a curated record. NCBI's taxonomy places the organism in Eukaryota, Fungi, Mucoromycota, Mucoromycetes, Mucorales, Mucoraceae. The transcript has a single exon. Bases 37 to 204 code for a protein of 55 amino acids.